This is a messenger RNA of Paramecium octaurelia, 1620 nucleotides long. The record is from the annotation of a GenBank genome assembly. NCBI's taxonomy places the organism in Eukaryota, Ciliophora, Oligohymenophorea, Peniculida, Parameciidae.
AUGGCAAGAUUAAUUGGUAAUGCCAACAUUAAACUCAGAAAUCCUCUUCUGAAAUUAUGUUAACCAUCUACUUCACUAUCCAAACUGAUUGCACUCAAAUUGAUAUUCAUUGAUGACGUUUCAAAUCAUUACACAAUCAACUGCAAGAAAGUGAAUUGCUUUUACACCCAAGGGAAAUAAAUUAAGAUUGAAAAAUUGAUAGAAAAAGAGUUAAAUCAAUAUACAGAUUCCAAUCAACUUAAAAACCCUAAAUUUUAUUUUUAUGAUUUAAAUGGUAAUUAGAUAACAAUGUAUGACCCAUCCAUCGAGACAUAUCUGGUCAGUACAAAAGAUAACAACCAUUGGUUAUAUGAUAAGAAAUAUGAAAAACUUUUGUUCUAAAUCAUUUAGAUGGAUACAAGCAUAAUAAGCAACAAUAACCUCUCUGAUGAUAAAUCGAGAAAACCUUCAUUAAUGAAUUCAAAUUAGCAUAUUAUCCACACUACUCUAUAUGAUCAUUUAAUACCUUAGAGUAGUUUCAGAUCUCGUAUACUUUAAAAGGGAAUUUAACACCUGGAAAAUGUCUAUGAUAAUUUCAAAAUGACCAGUCGGUAAAACUCUGAUCCCUUCAUUAUUACCAAUUGUAAAUUCAAAACCACCCAUUAAUCAUUCAGCUCAUAAAACAGACCAUCAAAUAUAUCUUAUGUAAAAACUAAUACUCCUAAUUCAACUCCAAGACAUUAUUUAACUGAUCAAGAAUAAUAUUUCAUAAAUAACAUGCAAAAAUGCUAGGAUGAUCUAGACAAUUUCAUUAAUUAACUCAAAUCCAAUUUGUCUAAAGAAAAUGAAGAGGUUGAAAAGAUCAUUCGAUUUUAUGAAAAUGUCUUAUAUCCAACCCCAAAAAGCAGAGCUCUUGAAAUGAAAUAAAUAUCGACCUCUAGUUUGAUAAGCACUAAAUUAACCAAGAUAUUAGGAAAGCAAUUCCCAGCUGACACUAAAGCACCAAAAGCUUACGUUCCAUAAGAAAAGAAAAUGUUACAUAAAAUACCACCUUUGUUACAUCUAAACAUACCUUCUUUAUAGGCCAAGUACAGACUAAACAGAAGUUAAUUGUAUGCCUUCUUCUCACUCUAUAAAGUAUUGCAUCUCAUCUCAGGAUAUAUGAAAAUAAAAAGUAAAUAAUUGAAGGUUCAAGGUAUUACUUAUGAAGUGUACAGGAAUGGAAUUGAAACUAUUCAGGAUUAAGCAGAGAACAUGGCAAGGGGAAUAUUUGAUAUCAUAGAUAGCCGUUGUUCUGGUUCCUUGGAUUGGAGUCAAUUUUUAUAUUUGAUGAGUUCAGUAUAAGCUAAAACUAGAGAUCAAAGAAUUGAUUUGUUUAUCAAAAUAGCUGAUUCUAACAAAGAUGGCUAACUUUCUUAUUAAGAGGUUGUGAAAUUGAGUUAAUAAACAUUAUAAAAGUUCAUUAAGAACGGUAACAGAGAAUUUUUAGAUGAAAUGUCUUAAUUUUUCACUAAAGUAAUAUUUGAUUCAGUCGGAGUGGAUUAUUAAUAAGAAAUUCAAUUUAAUCAGCUUAAAGAAGUAAUUAAUUAAGGACAUCCUAAUUCAGAUUUAUUGUGUAUGUUUUGUGGAGCAGAUUCUUGA